UCCCGGUGGGGCGUUACAGACAGUCACUCGCGCGUCCCUUCCACUCGGAAAAACACGAUUGAUUCCAUUAUCGGGAAGUUCAAGGUCGGCGUCACUUUUCGCACCUCACCCCCCACCCCCUGGCCUGGACCAAUCGGAGGCCGCGUUCCAUGCCGUUCCAUGCGGCCGCACCGUGGCGCCAUCUGUAUCCCCGUUGCUUCCAACACCCAACCCAACAAUCGCAUCAGCCGGACGGUUACUUAAUUUCUAGAAAGGGUUUCUGCGCGUGCUUGUUGAUCAUAUUUUUGUGAAAGUCGCUACGGUCUGUUUACUAUUUUCAUUCGUUGUCGUGACAAAUAUUGCUACCAUUGACGCUCUCUUUUGGCGAAGGGCUAAAAAGAUUGACAUUUUAAACGUCCGUGCAAGUUUUUUUAGCAAGUGGAUUUUCAAUGCAGUCCUCCCAAGUGCAGCAGAUUCAGCACCAGUUAUCAUCUGGGGCCAGUGUCAUUUUAAAAAUGAGCGAAAUAUCUAGCAUAGCGGGGCUGUUGGAGCUGGCCCACCGUGAGUAUCAAGCUGGUGACUAUGAGAAUGCAGAGAGGCACUGCAUGCAACUAUGGCACCAGGAGAGCAACAACACUGGAGUCCUUCUGCUGCUGUCGUCCAUUCACUUUCAGUGCCGCCGGUUGGAUAAAUCUGCUAACUUCAGUGCCUUGGCAAUUAAGCAGAAUCCAUUGCUGGCAGAGGCAUACUCCAAUCUGGGAAAUGUCUACAAAGAACGCGGACAACUUCAAGAAGCUUUGGAAAACUACAGACAUGCUGUUCGACUGAAGCCAGAUUUCAUUGAUGGUUACAUCAACUUGGCUGCUGCUUUGGUUGCUGCUGGGGACAUGGAGCAGGCUGUCCAGGCAUAUGUAACUGCACUCCAGUACAACCCUGACUUGUACUGUGUACGCAGUGACUUAGGCAACUUACUUAAAGCUCUUGGAAGACUUGAUGAAGCUAAGGCGUGCUAUCUGAAAGCCAUCGAGACGAGGCCCGACUUCGCCGUGGCCUGGAGCAACUUGGGGUGCGUGUUCAACGCGCAGGGCGAGAUCUGGCUCGCCAUCCACCACUUCGAGAAGGCCGUGGCGCUGGACCCCAACUUCCUGGACGCCUACAUCAACCUCGGCAACGUCUUGAAGGAGGCCCGCAUUUUCGACCGGGCGGUAGCAGCGUACCUGCGGGCGCUCAACCUCAGCCCCAACAAUGCCGUGGUCCACGGCAACCUGGCGUGCGUCUACUACGAGCAAGGCCUCAUCGACCUGGCCAUCGACACGUACCGGCGCGCCAUCGAGCUGCAGCCCAACUUCCCUGACGCGUACUGCAACCUGGCGAACGCCCUCAAGGAGAAGGGUCGCGUGGGCGAGGCGGAGGAGUGCUACAACACGGCGCUGCGCCUCAGCCCGACGCACGCCGACUCGCUCAACAACCUGGCCAACAUCAAGCGCGAGCAGGGCUACAUCGAGGAGGCCACGCGCCUCUACCUCAAGGCGCUCGAGGUGUUCCCCGAGUUCGCGGCCGCGCACAGCAACCUGGCGUCCGUGCUGCAGCAGCAGGGCAAGCUCAACGAGGCGCUGAUGCACUACAAGGAGGCCAUCCGCAUCCAGCCCACGUUCGCGGACGCGUACAGCAACAUGGGCAACACGCUCAAGGAGAUGCAGGACAUCCAGGGCGCCCUGCAGUGCUACACGCGGGCCAUCCAGAUCAACCCCGCCUUCGCGGACGCCCACAGCAACCUGGCCUCCAUCCACAAGGAUUCGGGCAACAUUCCUGAGGCCAUCCAGUCCUACCGCACGGCCCUGAAGCUGAAGCCCGACUUCCCCGACGCGUACUGCAACCUGGCACACUGCCUGCAAAUCGUGUGCGACUGGACCGACUACGAGGCCCGCAUGAAGAAGCUGGUGAGCAUCGUGGCCGAGCAGCUGGAGAAGAACCGCCUGCCGUCCGUGCACCCCCACCACUCCAUGCUGUACCCGCUGACCCACGACUUCCGCAGGGCCAUCGCGGCCCGCCACGCCAACCUCUGCAUCGAGAAGAUCCACGUGCUGCACAAGCCGCCCUACAAGUACCCCAGGGAGCUGAACGGGCGCUUGCGCAUCGGCUACGUGUCGUCCGACUUCGGCAACCACCCCACCUCCCACUUGAUGCAGUCCAUCCCCGGCAUGCACGACAAGGCCCACGUGGAGGUGUUCUGCUACGCCAUCAGCCCGGACGACGGCACCACCUUCCGCGCCAAGAUCGCCCGCGAGGCGGAGCACUUCGUGGACCUGUCGCAGAUCCCCUGCAACGGCAAGGCCGCGGACCGCAUCCACGCCGACGGCAUCCACAUCCUGGUCAACAUGAACGGCUACACCAAGGGCGCGCGCAACGAGAUCUUCGCGCUGCGGCCGGCCCCCGUGCAGGUCAUGUGGCUCGGCUACCCCGGCACGUCGGGCGCCUCCUUCAUGGACUACCUCAUCACCGACGAGGUGACCUGCCCCCUGGAGCUGGCCAGCCAGUACUCCGAGAAGCUCGCCUUCAUGCCCCACACCUACUUCGUCGGGGACCACAGGCAGAUGUUCCCCCACCUCAAGGAGCGGCUCAUCAUCUCCGACAAGGGACCCAAGAAGGACGGGCUGCCCGACAACGUGGCCGUCAUCAACGCCACCGACCUCUCGCCCAUCAUGGAGAGCGCCGACGUGAACGAGAUCCGUGAGGUGGUGCGGCCCGAGCAGGGCAAGCCCAGGGAGAUCUCGUUCAAGGUGGCCGAGCUGCCCACCACCACCCCCAUCGAGAACAUGAUCGCCUCCGGCCAGGUGCAGACCUCCGUCAACGGGGUGGUGCUGCAGAACGGGCUGGCGACGCCCCAGGCCAACAACCGGGCCGCCACCGGCGAGGAGGUCCCGCAGAGCAUCGUCAUCACGACGCGCCAGCAGUACGGCCUGCCCGACGACGCCAUCGUCUACUGCAACUUCAACCAGCUGUACAAGAUCGACCCCUCGACGCUGCAGAUGUGGGUCCAUAUCUUGAAGAAUGUGCCAAAGUCCGUGCUGUGGCUGCUGCGCUUCCCGGCCGUGGGCGAGGCCAACCUGCAGGCCACGGCCCAGAGCCUGGGCCUCGGCCCCAACCGCAUCCUGUUCAGCAACGUGGCCGCCAAGGAGGAGCACGUGAGGCGCGGGCAGCUGGCCGACGUGUGUCUGGACACGCCACUGUGCAACGGCCACACCACCAGCAUGGACGUGCUGUGGACCGGCACCCCCGUCGUCACCCUGCCAGGUGAGACUCUUGCUUCAAGAGUCGCAGCUUCUCAGUUGGCCACCCUGGGUGUUCCUGAGCUGAUCGCUCGCACAAGACAGGAGUACCAGGAUAUUGCCAUUCGUUUGGGAACUGAUCGUGAAUAUUUGAAAUCGAUCAGGGCUCAAGUAUGGCUGACAAGAACAGAGAGCCCAUUAUUCGAUUGCCGGAAGUAUGCUCAAGGAAUGGAGAUGCUUUACGAGCGAAUGUGGGAGAAGCAUGCUCGUGGUGAGAGGCCUGACCACGUUCACGCCGUCAAGAAACAGCUUUGCUGAAUUCUUUCUCUCUAUAGCUUCACAAUCAUCUUUCUUAUCUAAACUUUUUCAAAUGGUUUGUUCGUCCUUUUAAUUGCUGAUAAUCCAAGCAGAUUGCUUUGUGCUGGUUCUUAGAUUUUUGCUGGUGUAUAUAGUUAUAUUUCCUGUUCUUGAAGUUUCUAAUUGUGGUUUAGUAACUUCUGUGAAGUGAAUGUCUUGUUUUUUUUCUUUAUCAUUUAUUUUACUUUGAAGGGCUUACAUUUGAAGAAGUUUAGGUUACCAGACGUUCACUGUUAUUCCACUGUGAUGCACAUAUUUUGAUGGUGGUGCUUAAGACUGCAUUAGAAGUUCCGUAUUCCAUCCUCUGUUCCCUUAUUUUGUUAUUAGUAUGACUGCAGUUAAUUUGCUGUCUGAUUAAUUUGAUGUAAUCAUGUCUUCUCAGAUGCAAGAUUUGACAAACUGUCCUUCUUAAAACAUUGCUUAGGUUUCAAUUUGUGUGAAGCUUGAUGUUUCCCUUUGAAACUAGUUAUGUUAAGGUAACAAAAAAAGAGGACCAGCAUCUAUGGGACAAAUUUCAGAAAUCAUGAACCAUUGAUGUAAUCAAAUAAGUGAACGUAAUUUGCCUCUUAUGAUGAGUAUGAUGAUGCAUGCUGCUAUUGUUCAACAAGUCUGAAUUAAUAUUUUAAUUGAUAUUUUUGACUAUGUUCUGGAUUACAUAUUGGAUGUUGUAACUCUAUGUACAGACAUAUGUUUAUGUAUGUGAAUGCAUACAUGUAUACAUUUAUACAUGUUGAAAGAAUCUAUGAAUGACAUGUUGUAUUUAUUUAUGUUCUUCAAAUGUCUAUGUUUCUUUGACAAAUUGACUCGUAUUAUUUGAAUAUUUUGUGUGAUAUAAUCUGUAUAAAGUUCAAUUUUCGUUUGAUACUGUGUCAAUUUGUUCGUGUCCAUUGUGAUUUUAUUUGAUGUCUCAUUAUUCUCUAAGUGGUACAAAGCACUACAUUUUGCAAUUGGGCAUGUGCGAAUAUUGCAGCUCACUUUGAUGUCCCUUCCUUCCUUUCUUGUAAUUAAUUGUCCC
Molecule: messenger RNA, 4620 nt
Organism: Thrips palmi
Lineage: Eukaryota; Metazoa; Arthropoda; Insecta; Thysanoptera; Thripidae
Gene: sxc
Product: UDP-N-acetylglucosamine--peptide N-acetylglucosaminyltransferase 110 kDa subunit
Exons: 13
Coding region: 429-3566 (1045 amino acids)
Biological process (GO): protein O-linked glycosylation
Molecular function (GO): protein N-acetylglucosaminyltransferase activity; protein binding
Source: RefSeq, a predicted model, not a curated record